Aplysia californica (California sea hare) is the source of this 5402-nucleotide messenger RNA. Its product is annotated as serine-rich adhesin for platelets. Gene Ontology annotation, molecular function: guanyl-nucleotide exchange factor activity; protein binding. The record is from RefSeq and is a predicted model, not a curated record. Lineage: Eukaryota; Metazoa; Mollusca; Gastropoda; Aplysiida; Aplysiidae. Gene Ontology annotation, biological process: actin cytoskeleton organization.
AGAGUGCACGACGCCGUGCUGUGUAUGCAGGUGUACAGGGACGAGGAGGGAGACCACUCCAACAGGCUCUUUGCCGCCAUGGCCGACGGGACUGUGGCUGUCUUUGAGAACAUCACUGCCAGCUGUGCAUCCUAUGACCUUCUCUACCUCCCCAUUGGGCAGUCUCAGGUCACAUGUCUUCAGUUGCUCGGCAACCAGCUUUGGUGUUCUUGUGGAAACACAGUGUCCAUCAUUCAUGCAAGCACGUUGGACCCAAUGGACCGGUUCACUGUGUCCGCUAACCCGUACGACACAGUUCUCUCCCUUGUCCCCGGACUUCCUGGCGUGUGGCUGUCCGUGAGGGGUUCCAGUGUCCUUGAACUCUGGGACCCCAUGAGUUUGUCCUGCAAGAUGCUCUACGAUACUCGGACAGGUCGCUACCCCAACUUAAGAAAGGAAGACGACACAUACUUCAACAACGCGCGCAUCACGUCCAUCCUGGCCUUAGACCACAGCGUGUGGGUGGGGACAGGGGAGGGAACUCUCAUCACCUUUGACGUGUUCACCCAGGGCAAGACGCCCUCCGACUCCUCCCCCUUCAUGACAGAAGCCGUGGGUCUCACGGACAUGGAGGACAGCCAGUCGUGGCUGACCCUCCAACACAAGGGGGACACUGAUAGUUUGACGCGGCUGGUUGAAGUAGAGAAGCGAGUGAAGGACUUGUACUGUCAGAGGCUAGUUGGAGACAGCUUUGUUGCGGAUACGUCACGUGAUACGUCAAGUGAUAAUAGCCUACUUCCUCCUUCCGCUCCUCUUACUCCUCGGGGUGACGGGGAAGGGGACAACUCUUCCACAGUGUCUUCUGCUGCUGGUGUCGCUCCUCCUGCUGGUAAACUCACUUCGGGGAACCGUUCGGAAAAAGACAAUGCUAAAGUUAGAGAUAACUCCCGUAGCUCCUCUGACCAGGGGAAGCCAGCGGGUGUUAAAAACGUUCGAGAAGGUUCUCGAAAUAUUCAGAAUAUGCGGAGGGAAGCGGCAGGUGGUCAAAAUGGUAAGACCUCAUCAUCUAGCAACAGUUCAAAAGUCAAGUCAAAGACUGACAGAAGUUCUUCUGGCUCGGCCGGCAAGGCUUCUGUGGAGAAAAAAUUGUCCACCGGCUCCAACAAGACGGACGUGUCGGUGACGUCAAAUGUGUUGGCCGAAACCGACGACAACUCGUCGGCCGUCACGAAAAUGUCAUCGGCUGUUAGUGGGUCCCACACGUCGGGCGCCGUGUCUCAGAACGACUCCGGAUACGCCAAGACCGGAAGCUUCUCGUCCACCUCCUCGUGUGCGCCAGACUCCACGUCCCUGAACAACACACUCGUCGCGGACCGGAGCUCUGAUGAGGGCAAAGGUCAGGACGAGUCUGUGAGUAACGGCCACCUGCCAGAGCCCCCCUCCGUGUAUUAUUUGUACAGACCUGAUAUGGAGAAAGACGAGCCAAAAAGAAAAGAUUCUGGGAGUGAUCAGAGUGUUGCGAAAACAGAUUCCGGCCAGGGUUUGGCUCGUGGCAAAAACUCAACUUCUCGUUUAAUGCAGGAGGGUCGAACAAAAAAUAAGUCUGAAGACAGUGGGGUGUCAUCUAUUACAGAUGAUAACAUUCCUAACGCCAAGGAGAAAAAAGACAAUGAAAACGCUAAGAAGAUCAGUUCCUCUUCCGACAGAUCUUCAUCCAACAAACACCUACCGUCAGAUAAACUAAAUGGCGUGCAGACUUCAGAACAAAUCAAGAACAUGAAGAACAGGCUGAAAAACUCUGGUAGCUCAGAUCCCGGGGAUGACUUUCAAAAGGAAAAUAACCUCGAGUGUUGUAUAAAUAAGGGGUCGAGGUUUUAUUCCAACGGCGACAGCGAUAUUUCAAGCAUGUCUCAAACCGAGGACAAUGCUGAGACCGCUGAGUGCGAAGGUAAUGCAACCACAGAUGUUGUACUUUCUGACAAAGAAGAAGCAGCUCUUGGCGACUCACUGAAAGUUGAUGAGAAAACCUCGAGUCCACCGGCAGACGACCAGAACGUUGGUGUCGUCGUCGUCCCUGGACAGAGGUCGCAGACGAGCCAGUCUCUCGAGUCCAACGGGCGGAGUGUGUCAGAAGAUUCGAACAAAACGUGUGGUUCCGACGACGUUUUCUCGGAGGAUACCCCCAUAGACACGUCGUUAGAAACACCGACACAGGACGGCAGUCACGCCAACCCUCCGCCGGGACAUGGACGUUCUUCUGAAUUCGAAUCACCUGAGAAGGAUGUGGAGGAUACUUCUUUCUCUAAUUCUACAACACCGUGUGGUGGAGACGUUUCUGUCCCCAACGGACAUUGCGUUAACGGGUAUUUAAGCGACAAACAUGGGUCCCAAGAAGACGAUGUUGUAACAACGCCUGUGGAAAGAGCAGUCGCCCACAGAAAUUCCCGAAGAAGCACGCUCGCUAACGUCCGGUCUCUUGCAGCUCAGUUUGAGGCGAAGGUGAAGGAUAAUUCUGUGGAGUCACCUUCCUCAUCUCCUACGAAACUCAGAUCACCAACAAGGCCUGUUGGUGUUCCAGAAAGCUUAGUCGCCCCCAGAAAUGGGUCUCUGGGCAAAGAAAGGACGGGCGUCGAACGACCCUCCAGUCUCCCUCUCGCCCCUAACGGGCACACAAAGCUACGUCGGGUCGUCUCUAACCCGGUCGGCGGAAGACCGCGACGGUUUGCUGGGAAGUCUGAGACGUUUUCUCAGUUUUACGUCGAGCUUCAUAAAGCCCCGACCCGUGAUACAGACGUGAAGGAGAUAGGAUUAAAAGACUGUCAAGCGAAGCUGUGCAGCAAAUCGGAGAUGCUCAGUCCGGAGGAUUCUUCAAGAACGACAGCGACCACCCCGAGCACUGUCACGGAGACAGAAAGCGUUGCUAGCAACGCGGACAUUGACACCAAAUUCUACGGGGACUCGGACGAAGAGACUUGUGUUCACGAGGCUCGUGUUCAGUCUUUCAAGAACACCUACAAAAAACUGUCCUCUGUCAACGCACCCAAAUUUCGCCCACAGACUGAAAUAAUUCCCGAAAAUGAUGCAGGCUCAGGAAAAGAUUUGACCCCGAGCAUUCCGGAGAAGCAGUCAGUCGAGUCAACCGCCCCAACACCCGCCGCCGAUAGCAUCGGGGGAGGCGAUGCCUCCAUCACCAGUGACGUCACACCCCAAUCUUCAUCCACGACCCCCGCCCCCUCCUCUACAGUAUCUUCUUCCACAGUUUCUGUCCUUUCGCGGAAGAGAACUUUUUCCUCCUCCUCCUCCGGCGGCGACGCCUCUCGUCUGCUCAGCCGGAAAGACUCUGACGUCAGCAGUAUCCAAGACAACAACAUGCAGUCACGUGACCCCGAAGCUCAGUGGCGAUUGGACUACACGAACGUUCACGUUGACACGGACGCUGACAGCACCGCCAUGUCGUCUGUGUCUGAGGAGGCAGGGGAGGGAACGGAUGAAGGGGAGGGGCAUCUGACGUCUGCGACAGGGCGGAGGCUCAGCGGUCUGAGUACCAGCUCUGAUGUCAAGGACCAGAGGCUGAGUCAGUUCCUCAAGGACACGGCGGCUUCUUUCAGCACACAGUUCGGGCACUCGCUGGAGGAGGACUCGAUGUCAGCGUUCCUGAACACGCCCACCAUGAGCUGCAACUCCUGGUCUUCCUAUGACGAGAUCUCCACCCCGCCCUGUGCUGACGUAACAACCAACAAGCACAACGGCUUCCCCAGGUCCAGCGUGGUCAGCAUGGGCAGCCGCAGCACCAGCAUUGCCAGCACCAUGGACCUGUUGUACAGCGCGGACCUGUCGCUCAUGAGCAAGAACAAGAUCGCUGACAAACCGGUCAAGUGGCUCCUCAACACAGAACCCUUUGGACCAACUGCCCGGUCCUGGAGUACAACCCGAUCACCCGAACGGCCACCCUGCCCAGAUACAUGCGACCCCACCUCUCCAGCUCCUCCUCCACUCUCGGCAGUCCUAAACAGAGACCGGCUAGUGUCAACAGCAACUGAGUUUCUCGACCAGGCUGUUGUUAUAACUUUUGAAAAGCAGUGGUUAUGUCUUGUAAUAAGACAUGAUUGUACCAUGUGACAAGUCAUGGUUAUAGUAUGUAAAAAGCCAAGUUAGUAGCACAUGACACAUCAAGGUUUUAGCGUGUGACAAAUCAUGACUAUGCAAAUUCUGGGAGCUUCUUACACUGUAAAUGUAGUGCGAAAUUUCUCUGUGAUGUGGUGGAGCUCAGUUAAGUCUGUUCUUUUGAUACAAUACAUGUAUUGUGCUGGACUUCAGGGAACUUGACUGCUCCUAAUCCCAAAUGAAGUGGUGUUUAAGGACUUUGACUGAUUGAGGAGUUUGGAGAAUGAUUUUCCACCCGUAUGGCGUGAUCUUAUCAGGGAUAAAUGUCAUGUGUGGAAAGGAAUUCAUCUUUCAAAUGAUUUCAUUGUGUGGAGAAGGAAGAACACCCAACUCAUAGCAUUCCUUAAACAGGACAUAAUCUGCCUCAUAGACUCUUCAUUAUAUUACAAUGAUAUGGCUGAAGUGUACUGCUGGGAACCUUCAUUGGCAAAUGCAAACCCUAGUCCCCCCCCCACCCCCGCCCCAUGUCUUCACACGCCACAACGAUCACAGCACAGUGUUUCCUAUUGCUGUGAGAUAAAACUGCAAACCAAGGACACUAGAAUGCCUUGCUGCAAUGCCACUUUGACCUCUACUAGGACCCAGGAUGUUGUGCAUGUGGUCAAGCAGUUCGAAAAAGGUGGGAUGGAAAGGGGGGAGAUGGGGGAGGGGAAGAAGGAAAUGAAGACUAAACCCUAAUUAGAACAGUUAUAUUCAGCCUGUCUUCUUGUGAUCUAGUGAAGCAAUGUGCUACACCACUAAAACAUCUAUUAAAUAGACGUUGUAUGUUUUCAAGUGGACAGAGAAAGGGACCCUUUGACUCUGGCUUCAUCAAGAGUAUCCUGCUCCCAAGUAUAGAUAAAACAAGCCUGAGUAUAGGUUCACACCAUGUUGAAUACAUUACAGCAAGACUUACUGUGAUUGGUCCAAGGGAUCACUUGAGUGCCGAACAAUGAUGAGGAAAAUGGACUUCACAUUUUCAGUGAUUUCCUGUUCUUAUUUUGGCUGGUUUUGUGCAGACUUGUUUACUUUUAACUGUAAAAAAAGUUCACGUGGGUUUGUAUCUUGAUGUAAAGGCUUCAAUAUUGUUAGAGUAAUUAAGAAAACAAUGAUAUUAGGAUCUAGUAAUGAACAAUUUUGUCUGUACAAAGUGAGCAGAAAGUCAUUCCCUGAUUACUGUGGAGUUUCAGGUUACAUCCGGGAAAGACUAUCUUUUUUUUUUUAUAGUAGAGGGUUUUACGGCGCUUGCAAUUGCAUAAGGUCAUAUGAGCGCCAAGGGG